AUGCCUUCUGGAGAGGGACGACCUCCAUCCCUCUGCUGCGCCCGACGCAGUCGAGUGGAUUUUCAGGCUAAGCCUUACGCAAAAUGGACCCCGGAAACACAGUCUUUUGUAACUCAAAUGUGCUUGACCAUAAACUACUCUUCUUGGAAGAAAACAGGUUGCUUUGGAGUGACACAAAAGCAAUGGGGCACUGACAGUCAGAGGACAUGCACAAGCCUUCAGCAGGCGAGUGCUGCAAAGAGAAAACUAAGCUCUAUCAAGGAAUCUCUGUCAUCACAAAAUACAACAUUGAUUUCACCGACAGUCAUUUCACAAAUGAUUGAUGAGAAUAAAUCAAAAGAAAAUUGGCCCGCUUUGCCUAGGCGGUCCAUGAUCCUCCAGCCCAGUGCUCAUCACACGAAGCAGUCUUUGGCUAACUGCAGUUCAGUCAACAUUAACAGAGCAGUCACGGUACUUCCCAGCAGAUUAGAAAUUCAGGCAUCUUUAGAUGACACCACGUCUCCAUCGGACUUUCCCGUUGCAGAGGAAAAACAGUGUCAAAACCAGCAGAAAGGGUUUGCCUCCAUAACUAUUACGGCAAGGCGUGUUGCUGUAGGCUCCGACAACCCAGCACGUGGACCUGGGGCUGUGCAAGAGCCCAACGCCGUGUCCCCAACCUGGAGCAAAGUCCCUGCUGCCCUCCAUCGCUGCCCUCCUCUAGGCCACGCAAACCAACACGCCUCUCCAUUAAAGAUUUCUGAACCUUGCUCACAAUUAGGUAAAAAACCACGAAAGCAGCUUUUUGACCCUGGAAACAAAGAGAACGACGUGGGUCUUCAAAGCAGCGAUGGGCGAGAGAAAGUACCACGUUCUUUCAUCUCAUGCAUCCACCUUCAGGUUUCUCAGCAGUGUCCAAAUACCAUCUAUUAUUUAGACAAGUCACUCAAUGUGUGCAUUGACCAACCUCAAAUUAAAUGCCAAAAAAUUCAUAGAUCAGCGUUGUCGUUCAAUAUAAAUUGCAGUUUGUCUAGAUUAACAGCAGAUGGAGUAGAUGGCAUAGCUAAUGGACAGCCAAUAGAGGCGAUAUUUCAAACAAAGCUCCUAGGGGAAAACAAGACUCCACUUGAAUCAAACUUGAGUGCAGACUUAACAGAAAAUAAUGUAAUUAAUAAAGAGAAAACAAAUGAAAGCUAUUUGGGUAGAAAAUACCCUUUGCAAAGUGUCUUUAUCUCUGAACUUCCAGCGUUUGUGGAUAUACCUAGACAACCUAAUAACGUGGUAACAACAAAGAAAGAUGAUGAUAAGCAAUCUGACAGCUAUGACACUACAUUUUCUCUCCAGCUUCCUAAUUCAAGUGAUGAGGCAG
Cariama cristata (Red-legged seriema) is the source of this 1345-nucleotide messenger RNA. Its product is annotated as centrosomal protein C10orf90-like. Lineage: Eukaryota; Metazoa; Chordata; Aves; Cariamiformes; Cariamidae. The record is from RefSeq and is a predicted model, not a curated record. The transcript is spliced from 3 exons. The annotation marks the transcript as partial.